AUGGCAAAUCAAAUAAACGUACUUUUGAAUAGAUGGAUAGAAUCCAUUUUGUUGUUCAAGCAAAGUGGUGAAGUGGCUCACUUGCAAGAUACAAUCCAAUAUGGGCAGAACGCCUUCUCACAAGUUUCGCUGGAAUCACCUCAUCAUCUCACUUUCCUCAUCAUCUUAGGUGAACUGUUCGAAGGUCUUUAUUAUCAAAUAUACGACCUUAAUCAUCUCACGCAGGCAAUCGAGUACAGUCAAGAAGCUGUCGAUCUGACACCGAGGGGGAAUCCUGAUCGAGCUAGUCUGCUCAACAAUCUCAGCACUCUUCUCAGUACGCGGUACGAAAGAGAAGGCAAGCAAGAAGACCUCACGCAGGCAAUCGAGUACAGUCAAGAAGCAUGUAAAUGCUUGAACAGCCCCCCAUCAUUGCGUCUUCGUGGUUGUCAGAUUGCUGUAAACCUAUUGACCAUAUCUCAAAGAUGGCCCGAAGCACAAAGCCUAUUGGAGAACGGCUUUAAACUUCUACCAUUCUUGAUCUCGCCUCUGAACUCAAAGCUUGAUCAGGAAUAUAUGAUGAAAUCGAUUUCUGGACUGGCCGCAACAGGCUGUGCAGUUUCGCUGCAAUGCAACAAUGAUGGCUAUGAUGCCCUCGAAAUCCUAGAAUCAGGUCGAGGGGCCAUCAAUCGGCUGACAAUCAAUUCAAGAAAUGACCUCUCAACUCUAUAUGAGUCCUAUCCACGCUUGGCAAAGCGAUUUGAAAAUCUCAGAGUUCUGGGUAAUGCUCCGUCCGAAUCCAGGGAAAGCGCCGGGAACACUAUCCCUGCAAGGAGCACUCUGAAAUCCGCACGAAAGAGGGAUUUGAAAACUUCCAAAACUUCUUCUUCGAAGGACCAGCUUCUUGACACUGCCGCAAAAAAGACCAGAGUUCUUUUGAAUACUACUCAUUUCCGUACAGACGCUGUUAUCAUUGAUGGCAACGGAGACGUCCAGACUCUACCCCUAGAUCAGUCAGUUUUCCAAAAUUCAUCUAAGUACUAUGGCAAACUGCAAAAUAGGUUUGGGUACAACAAUCAUGGAGAUUGGGCAAAAUCGAAUACGGACAUGCGAAACUUCUUGGAAUGGUUAUGGGACCAAGUAGUUGGACCGGUUUUAGACGCAUUAAAGUUGAAGCCAUUGAAGAUUCUCUACGAUUACGAUCCACUAGUUAACAAGACCAAGGCAGAUCACCUCUCCAAUCUAAGAAACACCACUGGUCCUAGAUGUCCCAAUUCAGACCAGCUGGUGAUCCUCCAAGAAUUAAUGAAGCAACAGCCCAACAUUACAAGCUCUGCAAAUUCUACCGAAUCUCCUAGGGCUCAAUUCAGAACUCGGAAACCAGCUAAUGCCCCUAAGUUUCCACGAAUUUAUUGGAUUGGUGUUGGCUAUAUGGGUGCUUUCCCUUUUCAUGCCGCUGGGUAUGGAUCCCGAUACCUACGGAAAAAUACCAUGAGCUGCGUAAUAUCCUCCUACGCUUCAACGCUCACAGUCCUAGCAUUUGCAGGACGGAAGCAGACAACGCUUCAACCCAGCGCUUCGAAGCUGCUUUUGGUCACAAUGCCGAAGACACCAAAUGAAUCCGAUCUUCCAGGAGUAGCCAAGGAGGCCCAAAUUAUUCAAGAAGCUGCAAAGAUUCUCGCGACUGUCGAAUUACGUGAGUUAGCUCCCGUACAGGUGGUCCUGGACGAUUUACCACUUUUCAAUGCCGUCCACUUUGCAUGCCAUGGCUACGCAGACCCAAACAGUCCAUUUCGGGGUGGCUUACUCUUGUGUGGGGAUGAACCUGAAAAGAUUUUCGCUGAGAACACCCAGAACAGCAUACUCACGGUCGAGUCUAUCAGCUCGGUCAAUACGGAGAACUCGCACCUUGCUUUCCUAUCUGCCUGCUGUACUGCAGAAAAUGCGUCUUCACUACUCAUGGAUGAAGGAAUCCACCUAGCUAGCGGUUUCCAGCUCUCUGGCUUUCCUCACGUGAUCGAUUCUUUGUGGGAAGCUGAUGAUGAGCUUUCUGUGACCAUAGCGGAGAAGUUCUAUCAGAUAACUUUUGCUCGGAGCAAUCUUACUGGACACAACAAGAUAGCCUAUGCACUUCAUGACGCGGUUCUAGCCGCACGCCGAAGUUGCGAUGACCCUUUGUCCUGGGCUACAACGGUGCAUUUUGGACCUUGA
Molecule: messenger RNA, 2190 nt
Organism: Letharia lupina
Lineage: Eukaryota; Fungi; Ascomycota; Lecanoromycetes; Lecanorales; Parmeliaceae
Exons: 2
Coding region: 1-2190 (729 amino acids)
Molecular function (GO): protein binding
Source: RefSeq, a predicted model, not a curated record